GAAGGACGUUUCCCUGCAGGCUGCUUCAUGCACGACACACCAAGCAGGGAGAGAAAAAAAGAAAGAGGGGGAAGAAAGGAAGCUGAGCGGAAAUGCAUUCUGUUCCUCCCUCGGUCCCGUAGCUAUCAUCUCUUCUGCGGGUAUUUACACACACAGCAACCCGUUUCGAGCACGAACACCGGGCUGUGAGCGGCUCUCUGUGGUGGAAUCUGGUCCCGGAAUGAACCAACAACUCGGCUGAACCGGCGGAUCAUGGCUUCGGUGCGGGUUGUCGGUAAAGUUACGGCGGGACUUUUGGGAAGUGUUCCGGCUCUUCGCUGCGGUGUCAGACACACUACAUUCCUCCACCAGGUUCAACAUAGACGGCCUCCGCUUGGAAACCAUCCGGCUCUUUUCUACAGUACACUUGUUCCCUCCGGUGAUGUGUCUUUGAAGUACAAAUAUGGCCGUUUGGUCCUGGAGGUCCCGCUGCCAUCCAGGAACGAGAACUGCCUUUUCUUCCUCAGGCCCAUGCUGAUGAGCGUCGGGGACCUGAUCGAUGAUCUGCAGAGAGAGGACCCAGGAGCCACCGCUUCAGUUUUCUCCAAAGAAGGAGAACGUGUUGCCAACACUACUCUGAUAGACACUCUGCUGGACAAGGACUUCCAGCUCGUCAUCAACGAUGCAGUUUAUAACGUCUCCUCUCCUGAAAAGGUCUGUACAUCCAGUGAACACGCCAGAGACCUGGAGGACAUGAAGCAUGUGGUGCACCUGCUGCACACUGCUCUCCACCUGCCCGAACACCACCUGCUGACGGAGAGGCAGCUGCUGGAGAAGCUGGACAACCUCAAACAGGAGCUUUCACCUAUGGAGAAGAUGAAGGCACAGCUGUCACGUACAGCUGAGUUCCACGCCUCCAGGACUCUCUGGACCGGCAUGGCCCUGCUAUCCGUGCAGGGCGGCGCUCUGGCCUGGCUCACCUGGUGGGUCUAUUCGUGGGACGUCAUGGAGCCCGUCACCUAUUUCAUCACCUACGCCACCAGCAUGGGAGCUUUCGCCUAUUAUGUCCUCACCAAACAGGAUUAUGUAUACCCAGACGCUAAAGACAGACAGUUCUUGCGUUACUUUUAUAAGGGGGCCAGCAAGAAGAAAUUCAACGUGACGAAAUACAACGAACUGAAGGAUGAACUGGCUCAGGUGGAGGAGGACCUGAGACGUCUGAAAUAUCCGACUCAGCUCCAGCUACCACUUGAACAGAUUCAGCCAAAGCCAUAGAAGAAGCCAAGCCAUGAAUAACAGCCACUCACACUUUACUAGAGCAAAAACUAAUUUUCUGCUUUGUUUUGAUAAUGGCACCUUUUUAUCAGGAAUCCAUAUUAUUCUGAGUUUUGUUUACUACCUUUAUAAUGAUGCCAAUUGUAUCCUAGAGAAAUAUACAAACUCUGAUGAUCAUGAUCAAAAUUAAAAAGUAUUUCCCCAAA
Molecule: messenger RNA, 1460 nt
Organism: Amphiprion ocellaris (clown anemonefish)
Lineage: Eukaryota; Metazoa; Chordata; Actinopteri; Pomacentridae
Product: calcium uniporter protein, mitochondrial-like
Exons: 8
Coding region: 253-1254 (333 amino acids)
Biological process (GO): calcium import into the mitochondrion; mitochondrial calcium ion homeostasis
Cellular component (GO): mitochondrial inner membrane; uniplex complex
Molecular function (GO): calcium channel inhibitor activity
Source: RefSeq, a predicted model, not a curated record